Molecule: messenger RNA, 915 nt
Organism: Ceratitis capitata (Mediterranean fruit fly)
Lineage: Eukaryota; Metazoa; Arthropoda; Insecta; Diptera; Tephritidae
Product: cilia- and flagella-associated protein 20
Exons: 3
Coding region: 103-816 (237 amino acids)
Biological process (GO): cilium assembly; regulation of cilium beat frequency involved in ciliary motility; positive regulation of cell motility
Cellular component (GO): motile cilium; ciliary basal body
Source: RefSeq, a predicted model, not a curated record
AAAAUAAUAUAUAUCAUUAUAAAACUAUUUUAACGACAUUACAAAUCGAUCUCGGAAUAUUUUUUAUUAACAUUAAAACAGAUAGUCAAUUUCUAGUGUGAAAUGUUUCGAAGUCGACAUCAGAAAGGGUGUUUUUCUGUGUUUUACAGCUUAGGUAGCAGUCCAUUGCAAUUUUGGUCCACACAUAUACAAAAUGGUUAUGUCAAACGUGUCGUAGAUGAGGACGUCAAAUCUGUCGUCAUGGAGAUUAUGGGAUCAAAUGUUUCCACCACCUACAUUACGGGACCGCGAGAUCCGAAAAUGUCCUUCGGUAUAAAACUGCCAUUUCUAGUUCUUCUUAUAAAGAAUUUACACAAGUAUUUUACCUUUGAAGUGAAAAUUUUGGAUGAUCAACGAUUUAUGCGAAGGUUUCGAGUUUCAAAUUUUCAAAGUAAAACAUCUGUGAAACCUUUCUGCACGGCUAUGCCAAUGGGCAUGUCUCCGGGAUGGAAUCAAAUUCAUUUCAACUUAGCAGAUUUCACGCGUCGAGCUUAUGGCACAAAUUAUAUGGAAACCGUGCGUCUACAGAUACACGCUAAUGUACGUAUAAGACGAAUUUAUUUUACAGAUCGUCUCUAUGCUGAGGAAGAUCUGCCAAACGAGUUUCGGCUAGUAUCCAAGCCAGCCGAAAGGAAGAAGCAUCGAGACUAUACAGUGCCCGCUGCCCGACCUCCAUCACCUGCAAAAUCAGCUGCUACAACCGAAAGAACCAUAUCACCCGGUGGUGAGCCUUCAGAGGCAGCUACUGAUGCCGCCGAUACUGAAAAAUAUUAUUAGCUAUGCAUACAUAACACUUACGGUUAAAUCUUCAAAUUAUUGUCGAAUUAUUUUAUUUUAUAGUAUACUAAUAUAUUUGGUCUACAGCAUACUAUUAUA